AUGGAUCGUGAUUCUCCCUUUGCAGAUCCAGAUCGUCCCGAACCGUUGCCGCAAUCGCUGCCAACGCCUUCGGGCUCCAACAGCCUCAAAGCGUCCAUCUUCGAGCAAUCGCGCAUCGUGCAUCCAUCCACCAGCGUCUACAGAAGCGCAAGUCGUCCUCGUCACGAUGACAUUCGCGAAGAGUCCUAUCACGAAAGUAUACAGCCCAGCGUCGCUUCCCUCGCAGCAGCCUCCAACGGCGGUCAGCAUGGCUCCUACACUGGCAAUGGCAUCCAUAGCUCCGACACACAAAAUGCAUCUCAAAGCAACGCUUACGAGGACGAGGACGAAGAAGAACAAGAUCCAGAGGAUCUUCUGUCCGACGAAGAGCUUGGUCUCAUAGCUGGCGAUGCUCGACGAGCCUCUCCAACCACAUCUCGAGGCUCGAGCCGCUCCCGCAACCGCCGCACCGACACUUCGGAUCCUCGCUCUCGUGCUUCUGCCGUCGGUGGUCUCAGCGCGAAGCAAAAGGCGCUCUGGCUGUGGGCCAACGUCGACAACCUCGACGCCUUCCUGCAAGAGGUGUACGCAUACUAUGUCGGCCGUGGUGCUAUCUGCAUCGCUCUCUCUCGCUCGCUCAACCUGCUCACCAUCGCCUUUGUCAUCUCCUUCUCCACCUUCUUGUUCGGAUGCAUCGACUAUUCCUCCAUCCGACACAACGGCCAGCUGAGCGAUGUCAUUGUGGGUCACUGCGUUGCUGGCUUCUCGCCCUUCGCCACCCUCGUUGUGGUGCUGCUGCUCGCUGCCUUUGGCUGGCAGGUGUUGCAGUUUGUGCUCGGUCUGUCGAGACUGAGAGCCAUGCAUCGCUUCUACGAGCAUCUGCUGGGCAUCCCCGACGCCGAUGUGCAAUCCAUCCCAUGGCACGAUGUGGUCAAUCGCCUCUCGGCGCUGCGCGAACAGCAUCCCAACACAUCGCUCAGCUCGGCAGACGAGAUUGAGCUCGGCGACCCUGCUGCCGCUUCCGGCCUCCGUCCUUCGCACCAGCAGCGCUUGGAUGCUCACGACGUGGCCAACCGCAUCAUGCGACAGGAAAACUAUCUCAUCGCCCUCUUCAACGAGAAUAUCCUUGAUCUUUCAGUUCCUGGCCUGCGAAACCGAAGCCCGGCUUUGACCCGAAGCUUGGAGUGGAACCUCAACUUUUGUCUUCUGGGCUUUCUCUUUGACUCGAACGGUCAAGUGCGACACCAGUUCCUGUCGGAGCGAUAUCGAUCCGACCUCAUCGAAGGGCUUCGACGGCGGUUCCUGUUCAUGGCCGUGGUCAAUGCCAUCUUUGCGCCGUUCAUCGUGCUCUACCUGCUGGUCUACUCGUUCUUUCGCUAUUUUGAAGAGUAUCACAAGGAUCCAUCCAACCUCGGCUCGCGGCAGUACACCCAGUAUGCGCGAUGGAAGUUUCGCGAGUUCAACGAAUUGCCGCAUCUCUUUCGAAGGCGAUGCCAUACGUCGUACGCGCCUGCCUCCAAGUACAUCGACCAAUUCCCGAAGGAGAAGACGGCGAUCGUCGCACGCUUUGUGGCGUUUGUCGCUGGCUCGUUUAUGGCGGUGCUCAUCCUCGCAUCGGUCAUCGACCCGGACCUGUUCGUCCACUUCGACAUCACGCCGCAGCGCAACGUGCUCUUCUACAUCGGAAUCUUUGGUGCCAUCCUGGCAAUCUCGCGAGGCAUGAUCCCGGACGAGCAUCUGGUUUUUGAGCCGGAAGCGACGCUGCGCGAGGUGAUCCAGCACACGCAUUACUUGCCGCAAGAUUGGAAGGGACGCUUCCACUCGGCGCAGGUGCACCAGGCGUUUGGUCAGCUGUACACGCUCAAGAUCUACAUUUUCGUUCAAGAGCUGUUGAGCGUGGUGACAACGCCGUUUGUGCUGUGGCUUUCCUUGCCCGGAUGUGCGCCGGAGUUGAUUGACUUUCUGCGCACGUAUACCGUGCACGUGGAUGGGUUGGGACACGUCUGUUCGUUUGCCGUGUUUGACUUUGCCAGGCAGCCGACGGCGAGCACGAUGGGCGGGGUCGCGGCCAAGGGUAUCCACAACAGGCAGAAUCGCCGAGGGGUUAGUGGCAAGGCCCGAGCGCUGAGGAACGGGAUGAGGGAGGGCAAAAUGGAGCAAAGCAUUCUCGGGUUCAAGGCGAACCAUCCGGACUGGGAUCCGGCAGCACAUGCCAGCACAGCGUCGAUCCAUCGUAUCGACGACGGCUCGAGGAGCGCCACUGCCACUGCCACUGCCGUCGGUGCUUCGUCCACUCUUCACAGCUACGGCAAUGGGCUGGCCAAGUCUGAUGCGCCCACGACGACUGCGACCGGAGGGCCCAAAGUCAAGGAUCUGCUGGAUCACAUUUAUCGCGGAAGCGGAGCGGCGGCAGGUGGAAGUCGAUGGUAG
Molecule: messenger RNA, 2409 nt
Organism: Sporisorium graminicola
Lineage: Eukaryota; Fungi; Basidiomycota; Ustilaginomycetes; Ustilaginales; Ustilaginaceae
Exons: 1
Coding region: 1-2409 (802 amino acids)
Biological process (GO): protein localization to phagophore assembly site; autophagy of mitochondrion
Cellular component (GO): autophagosome; phagophore assembly site
Source: RefSeq, a predicted model, not a curated record